Eucalyptus grandis is the source of this 1618-nucleotide messenger RNA. Its product is annotated as UV-B-induced protein At3g17800, chloroplastic. The transcript has 2 exons. Bases 122 to 1288 code for a protein of 388 amino acids. The record is from RefSeq and is a predicted model, not a curated record. NCBI's taxonomy places the organism in Eukaryota, Viridiplantae, Streptophyta, Magnoliopsida, Myrtales, Myrtaceae.
UCCAUCACUCUCUCUCUCUCUCUCUAACUUUCUCUCUCCUCUGCGACGAACUGACCGCAUCGUCGACCGAAUUCCUCCCCAAAUCCUCUCUCUCUCUCUCUGGAGUAUCCCCUUGCUGUUGAUGGACAGCCGCCUCUUCACUCGCGCCACCCUGACGCCGCCGCCGCCGCCGCCGCCGCCGUCGCUCCUGCUCCCCGCCGCCCGCAGGCCCUGGCCCGAGAAGCCGGGCUUGGGCGCGCGGAUAGCCGGCCGCCGCCCGCGGCGAUCGCCGGCUGUCGUCGCCAGCGCGAGCCGCUGCGAGUCGAGCAGCCUGAACACGCCCCUGGUGCCGGAGUCGGCCGCGGGGCGGUACCUGACGCGGGUCCUCCAGAACCAGCGGCAGCUGUUCCACGCCGCCGUGGCGGAGGAGCUGAAGCAGCUGGCCGACGACCGCGACGCGGCGGUUUCGCGCGUGCUGCUCAGCGCCGGCUCCGAUGAAGCUUGCCUCCACAGGAGGAUUGCAGAAAUCAAAGAGCGCGAUCGUCAAGUUGCAAUCAAAGAUGUUAUGUACAUGCUUAUACUUUACAAGUUCUCGGAAAUCAGAGUUCAUUUGGUGCCCAAGCUUUCCAGAUGCAUUUACAAUGGCAGACUAGAGAUAUGGCCUGCGAAAGACUGGGAAUUAGAAUCCAUUCACGGCAUCGAUGUUUUGGAGAUGAUAAAAGAGCACGUUGCUGCUGUCAUUGGCCUGAGAGUAGAUUCUAGUGUUACAGACAACUGGGCGACUACUCACAUUCAACGACUCCAACUCGGCCAACUUUAUGCAGCCUCUGUUUUAUAUGGUUACUUCUUGAAAUCUGCUUCUUUGAGGCACCACCUUGAGUGUAGUCUAGCUUUAUCUCCCCAGGGACACCGGGUCUUCCACAGGAACUCUCUUCACUCUCCGAAAAUUUGGCCGUAUGGGUGGAACAAUCUUGUUUGUGGUCGUGUCAUCAAUGAUAAACUCUCUUUAGGCAAAGCAUCAAUUCAGGAUGGAAACCAUGGAAAGUUGAGAUGUUAUGUGAUGGGAUUUGACCCCGAGACCUUGCAGAGAUGUGCAAAAGUCAGAUCCAGGGAAGCCAUGGAUCUAAUUGAGAAGCAUAGCUGUGCUCUGUUUGGGGAUGGGAAGAUGGGUUUGAUCACUAGUGAUGACGUCAUACUUACCUCAUUUUCGAGCCUGAAGAGAUUGGUUCUGGAGGCUAUUGCAUUCGGUUCCUUCCUUUGGGAUGUGGAAGAGCAUGUCGAUACUGUUUAUAAGCUCAACGAUAACUGACAGGAAGGGGCAGGGGUGCAGACCUAACUGGGGGGGUUCAUCUCUGUCAGCCACCGAUGUAUAUAAGAGCUCGACUAAGAAGUGCGGACUGUCCCGUUCACCUCUUGUACAUAGGAGUUUCAGGCAUGGCAAUCUUCUGUUUUAUAUGACGGUUUCAAGAGUGACGUGUACAGCUUUUGGAUGGUGCAAGCUUUUGCUGCACGGUGUAUAAAUUGAAUGAACUGGUAGUAAAAACUUCACAAGCAAAACCUGUUUCCUGUUUCUUUCAUGGACCGAGAUUUUGGGCUAUGGAUUUUCAAUACUACAACUAAACUUCCGAGGCAAGGUAAA